Molecule: messenger RNA, 1583 nt
Organism: Cyprinodon variegatus (sheepshead minnow)
Lineage: Eukaryota; Metazoa; Chordata; Actinopteri; Cyprinodontiformes; Cyprinodontidae
Gene: wsb2
Product: WD repeat and SOCS box containing 2
Exons: 8
Coding region: 1-1269 (422 amino acids)
Biological process (GO): intracellular signal transduction
Molecular function (GO): protein binding
Source: RefSeq, a predicted model, not a curated record
AUGAAUCUACCGAACCUUGGUCACAUUCCGGUUUUCCAUGUCCCCCCAGCGUCAGACCCAGCUCUGCUCCUGGAGCUGAAGACCAGACGGCCUCCGUCGCUGCUGCACCUGGCGGGAUGCGAGACCUGGAGCGUGGACUUCUCCCCGGACGGAGCCUGGUUCGCCUGGUCGAUGGGACACGGCAUCGUGUGGGUGGUCGCCUGGCCGCUGGACUCUGAAGAGGGUCAGGAUGGACAGACAGACAGAGCGGAUAAGAGCUUCAGCUGUGGUCACCCGGUGUGGGGGCUCGCCUUCGGACCUAGACCGCCGGCAGCUGCGCCUCCAACUAAACCGUCCCAAGGAUCUAAAGGGAAAAGCACCCUGCUCCUGGCCACUGGCUUGGAGAACGGGGUGAUCAAAGUGUGGAACGUGUUAACAGGGAAUGCUGUUUUUGAUCUCCAUGGUCACGAAGGUGUUGUUAGGAAUCUGGUUUUUCCACAAAACGGAUCCCUCACGCUUGUCUCUUCUUCUCGGGACAAAACUCUGAGGAUUUGGGACUUGUCUCACAAAGGGAAAAAGGUGCAGGUGCUUUCUGGCCACAAGGACUGGAUCAGCUGCUGCUGCGUCUCAUCCGACUGCAGCAUGAUCGCUUCUGUUGGCAGGUUUGACAGAAUGGUGUGCCUGUGGAGUCUACGCUCGUAUACGUUCAUCAGGAACCUGACCGGGGGGAACAAUAAGAAGCUGUGCCUCCUGUCAUCUUGCGACUUUUCUCCAGACGGAGCCGUUCUCGCCACCGCGGCCUUUAGCGGCUCCAGCUGGUGGAUCGACCUCUGGGAUCCUUACACGGCUGAGAAACUGGCCACUCUGGCGGAUUACUUUGAAGAUUAUGGACAGAACCAAAUCUCUGCAAUACAGUUCUCCCCAGAUGGUAUGCAUCUGGCAAUCGUGACGGAUGACAGAGCUCUGAGGGUCUGGGAGCCUGGAGAUCGACAUAUGACAAUGCAGACGAAAAGAGACAGCGACUCCAGUGGACUCUGUUGCAACUACCAUCCACAAGGAGGGGUCAUCGCAACCGGGACCAGAGAUGGCCAGGUGAGGUUCUGGAGGUCCCCCAGAACCGUACCCAGCUUGUGCCACCUGUGCCGCUCCAUAAUGCGGCACUCUGUCUCAACGCACCAGAUAGAGGCGCUGCCACUACCCAAAAGGAUUCUCGAGUACCUCACCUACAGAAACAUCCCUGAACGCCUCAAGACGUGUUCCUCGUCUGACGAAGAGGACUGGGAGAGUUAAAUAGGAAUAAUAGCUCAGAUUAUACCUUAGUAACCUUAUAGACUAAUAAAAAUGCCUUUUUGUUUACUGAUAGGUUUGAGGGAUUAAUGAAAACAAUUUAGGAACGUAAUCUACUUUAGAUUCACUAAGGGAUUUCAUUUAUUGCACUACCACUUUAAUAUGAUGCAUAAAAGUUCACGUCUUGAAUAUUACAGUUUUAUACAACUAAUUUAUUGUGUAAAUAGGAACUGUACAUACAUAUGUUUCUAAUUCCUGUGGUAUUAAACAGCAGGUUUAGCUCUGCUUAAUUUGCACAUGUUUCUUGUUAAUAAUAA